This is a messenger RNA of Apodemus sylvaticus (European woodmouse), 6003 nucleotides long. RefSeq names its product G protein subunit alpha 13 (gene Gna13). Gene Ontology annotation, molecular function: G-protein beta/gamma-subunit complex binding; D5 dopamine receptor binding; GTPase activity. Lineage: Eukaryota; Metazoa; Chordata; Mammalia; Rodentia; Muridae. Gene Ontology annotation, biological process: adenylate cyclase-activating G protein-coupled receptor signaling pathway; Rho protein signal transduction. The record is from RefSeq and is a predicted model, not a curated record. Gene Ontology annotation, cellular component: brush border membrane; heterotrimeric G-protein complex. Bases 203 to 1336 code for a protein of 377 amino acids. The transcript has 4 exons.
GGGCCCGCCCUCCUUCCCUCCCACCCUCCCCCGGCCGGCGCGGCCCGCCCUGGCGAGUCAGUCCUCGGGUUCCCUCCCUCCCCGGGCGCGCUCGGGCCGCCGCUGCGCUCCCCGCCCUCCAGCCGCCUUGCCGGAGCCGCCCGCUGCCGGAGGAGGAGGUGGAGGAGCCGCAGGGGCCCGCCGAGGCGGCGGCGGCGGCAAGAUGGCGGACUUCCUGCCGUCGCGCUCCGUGCUGUCCGUGUGCUUCCCGGGCUGCGUGCUGACGAACGGCGAGGCCGAGCAGCAGCGCAAGUCCAAGGAGAUCGACAAAUGCCUGUCGCGGGAGAAGACCUACGUGAAGCGGCUGGUGAAGAUCCUGCUGCUGGGCGCGGGCGAGAGCGGCAAGUCCACCUUCCUGAAGCAGAUGCGGAUCAUCCACGGCCAGGACUUCGACCAGCGCGCGCGCGAGGAGUUCCGCCCCACCAUCUACAGCAACGUGGUCAAAGGUAUGAGGGUGCUGGUGGACGCGAGGGAGAAGCUUCAUAUUCCCUGGGGAGAUGACAAAAACCAGCUCCACGGAGACAAGUUGAUGGCAUUUGAUACCCGUGCCCCCAUGGCUGCUCAGGGCAUGGUGGAGACUCGGGUGUUCCUGCAGUACCUUCCUGCCAUCAGAGCCUUAUGGGAGGACAGUGGCAUUCAGAAUGCCUACGACCGGCGCCGGGAAUUCCAGCUGGGUGAGUCUGUAAAGUAUUUCCUGGAUAACUUGGAUAAACUUGGAGUACCGGAUUACAUCCCAUCCCAGCAAGACAUCCUGCUGGCCAGGAGGCCCACCAAAGGCAUCCACGAGUACGACUUUGAAAUUAAGAAUGUUCCUUUCAAAAUGGUUGACGUGGGUGGCCAGAGAUCAGAACGGAAACGUUGGUUUGAAUGCUUUGACAGUGUGACAUCAAUACUUUUCCUUGUUUCUUCAAGCGAAUUUGACCAGGUGCUCAUGGAGGAUCGCCUGACCAAUCGCCUUACAGAAUCUCUGAACAUUUUUGAAACAAUUGUCAAUAAUCGGGUUUUCAGCAAUGUCUCUAUAAUUCUCUUCUUAAACAAGACAGACUUGCUUGAGGAGAAAGUGCAAGUUGUAAGCAUCAAAGACUACUUCCUAGAAUUUGAGGGGGACCCACACUGCUUAAGAGACGUCCAAAAGUUUCUGGUGGAAUGCUUCCGGGGGAAACGCCGGGACCAGCAGCAGAGGCCGCUCUACCACCACUUCACCACCGCCAUCAACACAGAGAACAUCCGCCUUGUGUUCCGAGAUGUGAAGGACACAAUCCUUCACGACAACCUCAAACAGCUUAUGCUCCAGUGAUGACAGGACUUAUGUUUCAACACCUUGUUGUGAUUUCCAUUGUCUCCUGUUUGUCUUGUUUUUCUCUUUAACUUGCAGUUUACAACAGCAGUUAGAAUCUCAAUUCUGUGUCUAACUUCUUGGAACUCUUAGUCCAUCCGUGGCCUUUAGUUUGUGGCUGACAGCUGCUGAAUUAACACAUUGCCAAUAUCUGCUGGAAUUCGGGCUUUGAUCGGUUUCACCGUCCAGUGGUAACUUCCUGGCAACCUCAUACUAGAUGGACUUCAGGCUUCAAUUCUUCUGCUUGCAAACUGAAGUCUCCUAAUUCUCCUGCAGUGCCAAGAAUAGGUCAUGUCCUUAAGUACUUGUAGGGAUGAGAUUAUGAAAAUUGAGUUCUAGAAAGAGAGUGCCUUACCCAGCAGUGACAUGCCUAGCUAGGGCGAGCCCUGGUCUGGAAGGACUGCUAGAGAAGAGGUUUAAGGAACAGCAGUUCCAGCCUUCAGAGGCUUAGCCUCUUACACACACAGCAGUAGUUUGUUUGUUCCUCUCAAUUCCUUUAAUUUCUGAAGGUAAUGUCUUAGUGUUUUAAGUUUACAAUAUGGAUUUCAGCCUGAGGCUGAUGCGGUCAUAAAUGGUACAUGUGCUAUGUUGAUCUGUGGUGACCAGUAGUGACAUGCAGUUUCCUUUGCCAUACAUGCUGUCACUAACUCGAUGUGCCAUGUUAGAGACUCGCUGGCCACAGCAACAACUAGAAAGGGCAAGCACCUUGGUGACAGAAAUCAACAUGGCGGCUCCAGAGUGCCGAGGGGGUGACUUUUCAAUCCUGACUCAUUGGGUUUUGUGCCUUGCUGGAGGGAAUCGCUGUCUUAUUCCUUUAGCCACUGUCUGAACCUCAGCGACUCUGAACUGUGGCACUCCCGGGGUUCUCUUGUCCCCGAGAGCUUGGUGGGCGGUAUUUCCUUGUGAACUGUUCAAGAAGGCGUCCUUUCAGUCCUGUUCAUGGCUAGUGCCUCUCUGUGAUAUAGUUUGUACGUGUUGUGUGUGUCGUCGUGUGUGAGACAGCAGCUUCAUUGAGGUACAUUUGAAUCUCCUAAGAAUGCAUCUAAGGAUAAGUAAUUUUUUUGGCCCAUAUUUAAGGAGGUUUGCCACACACACACACACACACACACACACACACCACUGCUAAGUUAAACUGUGCCCAUGAAGUAGCUUAUGAUUAAAUAUAGUGACUGGUGUACUAAACCAUUUGUCAUGUCCAACUGGCCUGUGAGUUUGUAGAACCUGAGCUUGUCCCUGCUUCCCUGGGGGGUACACGAGGGCAGCGAUGCCCUGUUGUUUUACCGUGUGACUGUUCCCAGGCAAGAAAUGGGGCCCUGGAAGAUUGGCCCGUAGGCAGUGGCUUUCCUUUUUCCCUGCUGGCGGGGCGGUGCGAGAGCUAGGCCUCGUGUGUUCUUGAGAGACAUGACUCAUCUUGGGUUUGAGCUUUCACUGUCGUUCUAGUUAUAAAGCCUAGUGCUUUCUUGCCUUGGUCAUAUCAUGAGCUUGAGACAUGUAAGCCAGUAUCACACUGCAGGUAUUGUUAGCAUGAUUUAUGGAUAUUUGAAUGGUCCUACAUCUGGUCCUUUUUUGCCAAAAAAGAAUCUAUCAUUUAAAUUCAUGGAGUUUGAAUAACUCCAGUGCAGCUGAGCGUGUGCAUAGUCACACGUGUUCUGUGUUAACCUAGCAAACGUUACUGUGCAUUGGCCACAACUAACUGCAGUGAAGGCAGAAGUCAGUCCCCCCAGAAAGCAGCUGUGUCUAGUCACAUUUAAGCUCUGUGAUGAGCACAGAAAUCCUGCCUGACAGAGCAGGAUCUCUGACUUCCUCCAUUGUGACCAUUACCCAGAAAGGACAAGAGCUCCCUGCUAGAGACAGCAUCCUUCCCGGCACCUGCAGCUGCCUUCUGAAGCAGGCAGCAUCUCUGAACCCAGUGCAGUCUAGAUACAGAACUGUAAAAAAGCCAUGGUCCACAUUUGCAGUCUGACACCUACACCCUGAAAGGCAGGUCCUUCUGUGAAGUGAAAUACUGUUGUGUGGAGAGGGAGAUGCAAUUUAGCCAACAGGAUUGAAAAGGUGCUCAGCCCUCAGUGUGCUGACUCCUCCCCCACCCCCCAAUCCCUGAUCCAUGCCUGGGAGUUGAGGCUCUGUGGGGCAUUGGUCUGCAUGUCUGGGGUGUGUGGAGUGACUGUGCCUAAUCAAGACUCCUCCUCCAUCCCCACAGCCUUCCUGCUUACUGACAAAGAACCACACAAGUGUCUUGGUUGACUUUGAAAUCUUUUUAUAUUUUACAAAGUUGCCUUAUAAAUAAAAAGACCAACACAGAUUUAGACCUUAAUUUUCUUUUUAAUGUGGAAAGGGCUUUGUUUCAUGUUUUCUUACAAUCCCAAUUCAAGAUGUGCCACCCAGAUAUCUGUAAUGGCCUGAGAAGGUGCUCUCUGCCAAAUGCUGUCCUAUUCAUUGGAAGCCUCUGUGUCAGUUUUUCUAUCUGGAAAGGAUACUUAAUAGCCAGAGGGAAGCGUCAGCCAAGCAAGACUGGGUGUCCUGAAGAGGAGCAUGCUGGGAUUUUUGUUUGUUUUCCCAUUGAAGUGCAUUGUGGGUACUUCACACCCAGAGUGUCCUCUGGUGAAGUCCUCAAGUUGGGAUUCAACAGGGAAAUGCUUGUUAAGUUAGUGGCAGCUGCUGCUUUAAAGUAAGAGAAAGUAAAACUACAUUAGUGCCAGAAGCGACAAGAAUUGUUAGAUCCAGCAAAAAGCAUGUGCCCUCUAGGUAACUCUUCCUUCCAGUGUUUGCGCCCAAAUUUUAAUGUCAUGUAUUUCUCAGUGUUGGUAUGCACAUCCGGUUAUGUCUCGUUUAUAUGAAGAACAAAAUGGCCAAGUUAUGUGGUUAUAUCCUGAGACUCAAGCUAUUUGGAAAACCCUCAAAUUGGUGCUUUCAUUAUUUAAUGAUACAUUUAGGCAAAACCCCAAACAAACCAUCUGAAACCUGAUUCCGGGUUGCAAUUUGUAGCGAUGUUAUUUUCCUCCUUUGAGAAGAUGAAAGCAUCAGUGUUAAUUUGAAUUUCCUGUAUGAACCCUUAACCCUACCUGUAAAGUCCAGUCAAACAUUUGUAAGAAACUCCCUAAUAAACCCAGAGAAAGCUGCGUUGUUACCCUUUCAUUUCUUUUACUUUUAUUUGAAAGAUGGAGAAUAAAGCUUUUCAGGUCCUUUUUAUUUGGAAAGUCAGACUUUGGUUAUAUGUCUCUUCCCUGUGAUUUAAGCACAUUAAAUUCCGUGAGUUAAGGGAUUUUUGGUUUGUGCUGCUUGAAUCAAAGUAUUUUCUGCUUUCUCUCUUUUUUCUUCUCUCUCUCUCUCUCUCUCUCUCUCUCUCUCUCUCUCUCUCUGUCUCUCUCUUAAAGCUGGGAUGUGGUUGGCUUUUCAGCCUAGAAAGCAUGAGGGCACGUGACGCCCAUUUUCUUAUGGUACGAGUUUAGGGCUUAAGUCAGUUUACAAUAGGAUUGAAUUUUGUGUUAAAACCUGAUGGUGGCUUCUUGGAUACCAUCAGCUAGAUGCUUCCAGCCAUGCCUGGCAGGCAGGUAUCAGAUUCAUCAAAGGAGUGUCCAUCCACUAACAUUGUAAUGUCCUCCCGAAUGUAGGUCAACAUCUGAAUUUACCUGUUCAUCCCUCUAUAUAGCAUUCAGGUCUAGCCGUCCGGUUUUGAAUGCCAUGGACAGCACAUAGCAUUAUUUUGUAUUUGUUGGCUUGUACAUUUGUGCUUUUGAGGCAGUCUCCCUAUGUACCCCAGGCUGGUCUUGAAUUUGAGAUCCUCUUGGUUCAACUUUCCAACUGCAGAGAUUACCACUUGUUAUUUUUGUAAUAAAGCACUAGUCUUGUGGUAGUGUUUAGUGGGCUGUAAUGUGACUUUUGUGACCUUUGCUAUGUUAAUAGUGAUAAAAUUGCCAGAUGAUUUGAAGCCUACCUGAACCUAUGAGGUAUAAGUUUUGGGUCUGUGAGGAUCACUAAUGGUAAUAAACUACCUUCUCAAUAUGUGAUUUUGAGUCUAUUCACAGAUACAGCAUUGCCAAAGUGAGUGGCGAUUUUGACAUUAACUGUGCCUCUUCAAUGGCACCGAGAGUGAUGGGGAGGAAGGAGGGUGUUCUUGUUGGGUGCAUAUGGUAAUGAAACAGACUAUAUACUGUGUACCUUCUCUUUACCUCUUACUUGAAAGCGGAAUCGCAAAAUAUCCCAAAUGACUUUUCUUGGUUACACGCGAGCUCACAGGGCACAGGAAGCCUUACUAGAGGCCCACAGUGCAGCCCUUAUAGAUGCAGUCCCUAACAAGACAUGGUUUAUACUACUCUCUAUAAAAGUAUUUGUGGCUAGAAUUUUCUUUUUUUCUUACGUCUUUUUAAAACUUGCCAGGAACUUAGCACAUUAUCUGAUACUGUUGUAAAAAAAAAAAUUUUUUUUUUUGGUCAGUGCUUUGGUUCAAGAGUAGCAGUAAAUUAUUUCUACAGGAGAUCUAAGAGUAGAAGGUAUGGUUUCAUUUUCACCAAACAAAUUGCUUUUCAUUAAGGCUUUUUACUUUUGUAUAUAUUUUGCAAAAGUUUGUUCUCUACUAUUAAUAUUUGCUUUGUAAAAAUUACUGACAUUUAAUAAACAUUUAUAAAUGA